Oncorhynchus gorbuscha (pink salmon) is the source of this 1570-nucleotide messenger RNA. Its product is annotated as kininogen-1-like. Gene Ontology annotation, cellular component: extracellular region; blood microparticle. The record is from RefSeq and is a predicted model, not a curated record. NCBI's taxonomy places the organism in Eukaryota, Metazoa, Chordata, Actinopteri, Salmoniformes, Salmonidae. The coding region runs from base 266 to 1387 and encodes 373 amino acids. The transcript is spliced from 8 exons. Gene Ontology annotation, biological process: negative regulation of blood coagulation; negative regulation of endopeptidase activity; positive regulation of cytosolic calcium ion concentration. Gene Ontology annotation, molecular function: cysteine-type endopeptidase inhibitor activity.
UUGAUAUAGAGCUAAAUGCAUUAAAUUAACUGCCCAUCGCUUUGGAAACAAAACAUUUAACCGUUCAACUGGUUAACUACCUAGCUGUUAUGCUAAGUUAGCCAGCCAGCUACCUUUAUUUAACCAGAAUCGGUGGAUAAUUUUUAAGAGGUCUGUGUAGGCGAAUAGACUACAGCCAAUCAUUUCAGAGGUAGGAGUCCAGUAAGGAACGAGAUCUGGUCUCACAUUUCCUUCUCUCCGGACCUGGGACAUACAUGUCUUUGUUAUGAAGCUGGGAGUGAGGCUAUGUGUGCUGGUGAUCUCUCUCCAGCUUUGGGCUCUAGGACAGAGGCAGGAGCUUGAGCCAGAGCAGGUCCUUGUGUUCUGUGAUGACAAAGACGUGGAGGCAGCUGUGGACUUGGCCCUUGUCAAGUACAAUGAGAAGCUUCCUUAUGGAAAUCAACUAGCACUCUACCAGAUUCUGGAGGCCUCAACGGCUCAGAGUGACUCAGGCACUCAGUACUUUGUGGAAUUCAAUGGCAGGGUCACUGACUGUCCAGCAGGGGGAAACAAAGUCUGGAGAGACUGUGACUACCUCUCAACUGGGAACCAGGUGCCAAGCCCUUGUAAUGCAACAGUCCACAUGUCAGAGACAGAUAAAGAGGUCCUGGCAGUUUUCUGUGACCCAGUUGUGGAGGCCCCUGUUGUUGUUGAACGCUCCACAUGUCUGGGGUGUCCGAGGGAGAUUGAUGUGGACAGUGAGGACCUAAAGGCUCCUGUGACAUACUCCAUCACCAGGUUCAAUGCGGAUUCUGACUCCAGCCAUCACUUCGUCCUGAACAGUGUUGGUUUUGCUACGAGACAGGUGGUUGCUGGAUUCAGGUAUAGACUGAUGUUCGAUAUGAGGAAAAGCAAUUGCUCCAAAGCGGACCACAAAGAGCUGAACGAUGAAUGUCAUCCAGAUGCUGAAGAUGUGGAACUUGCUCACUGCAAUUCUACAGUAGAUGUGGCACCUUGGAGACAUGAGACUGCAGAAGCAAAUGUGGAAUGUGCACCAGGUCCCCUUCAGAAUUUUGAAGUCUUUAGAAGAAGGCCUCCUGGAUGGUCUCCCUUGAGGAACUUCAACAAUUUUGCCGAAGCAACUCCAGCCUCAACUGCUUCAGCCAAAGAGGAGUCUUUAGAAGAGUCUCAGGAGCUCAGCCUGACUGCUGUCACCACAGCUAGCAGAGACCCAGAGCCAGCCAUGCCCCCCACCACUACUGCAGAGAGCCCUUUCCACUGCCCCUCCAAGCCCUGGACGCAGUUAGUCCCUCUAACAAUCCCCAGCCCUGCACAGGAGAAAAGCACAACAUCCCCGACAGUGGUAGAGGGGUGCUUUAGUGAUUUAGACUUGCUGGGGAAAAAAUAAGUGAAUGCUGUAUAAUGCAUUUGUAUCAUAAGCACACCUGCUGAUUUGAAAUAAAAAAUAAUCAUUUUAUUCUCUUUUUGACAAUGCAGUUCAAUCUUACUUUUGCAUUUCCUCAAAUUUGUCAAAGGACAUAUUAACUGUUUGGCAAUUUGAUACUAAAAAUAAAUAACUAAAUGUAUGAAA